UAAAUGGAAGAUUGUUAUACCCUAUUAGAGUAGGAAAUGUGGCAGUUCGUCCAGUGAUCCGUGGGUGAUCUUUCACAAAUUUGUUGGUGAAUUGGCCUACAGACAGUUCGUAGCUCACCCCUUGUCGAGGUUACUUGGGUUUAAUAGUUUCAUACAAUCUUAAGGAAUGAGUUGUUAAACUAGAACAAUCUACGACACAAAUGUGACCACACAGUAAGGCCCCGUUCUUUAUUCCGUUUCAAACUGACUUUUUCACCCAAAAGCACUUUUCUCUUAAAAGGAGCAAAGAACAGCCUCCUUUUAGCUUAAAAUUUCUCCAUCCCAAAAGUGCUUCUCUCUAGACGGAGAAGCCAAAAAAUUCUCUUUUUCUUCUGCUGUAGCUGCUUUUGGACGAAAAUUUACCAAAUACCCCUGUCUUCUCCCCUUUCCCCUCUGCUGGUUCCCUGUUCUUUCCCCUCUGCCAAACACACAAAUUUCUCCAAGCUUUAUACCCGAUUUCUUUAUACCCGAAAAUUUCUCCUUUUAUCUCCAAGCUUUAUACCCGAUUUCUUUUCCCCAUUUUCAGCUUUCAAAGCUCUAUUUUCUGUUCUUUGUUCCUCUUCCGCAACAGAGUUUGAAGCUGCUGAUUUGCUGGUAUUUCUUUAUACUGCUUUUGCUGUUAAGAGAUGAAAAAGAAUAAUCGACUUCUCUUGCUGAACCGCACUCUAGCAAUAUUCAAUUGACGUGCAUGUUUUGGUUUACAAUACGAGGAUUUUUAGCCUGGUAGACUGGUUGAGGUGUGAGUUUACAAUGGUGGAUAACGAGUAUGCGGGGUCUGCUUAUUCUCAAUCAACCUAUUCUGGAAUUCCUUGGUUCUUGGACUUGACAAAGUAAAUCCCAGGUGAUGAGUAUAGUUGAGGAUUACAGCGGUGAUGAAAAUGAUGAUGAAAGAGAAAAGAAAGAGAUUUUACAACGCAUGGAAUGUUUUAAUCGAUUAUUCGUUGCUGCAUCUUCUUCCGUACAUUUAUAUUACGAGAAGUAUAUAUCGAGGCAACCAUGCAUGGAUUCAAAACAGUCAGGUGAGACAUGGAUACGAGAGAUACUCGACGGUCAUGAAUCACGUUGUAUGAUUAAUUUUAGGAUGUCUAAAACGGUAUUCACAAGUUUGUUGAGAGUUUUGGAGACAAGAUACAACUUGCAAACUUCAAGAAACAUAUCUUCUACUGAAAUGUUGGGAAUUUUUUUAUACAUCUUGGGCACCGGCGCAAAAGUUUCCCAAUGUCGAGAAAGAUUUCAGAGGUCUGGAUCAACAAUAAGUCGACACUUUGCAACUGUGCUUGAGAAAGUUUCAAGGAUGGCCACUGAUCUAAUUGCACCCGAAGAUCCUUUUUUUAGCUCAAUACCCGAACAAAUACGUAAUGAUUCUAGAUAUAUGCCGCAUUUUAAGGAUUGCAUUGGUGCAAUUGAUGGUACUCACAUUGCCGCUAUUCUUCCACCAAAUGAACAAAUUCCCUAUAUUGGAAGAAAAGUUAUCCCGACUCAAAAUGUUAUGGCAGUAUGUGAUUUUAAUAUGUGUUUCAUCUUUGUCAUGGCUGGAUGGGAAGGAUCGACACAUGACACUAGAAUAUUUCUUGAUGCAAUUCGAGAUCCGAAAUACAAAUUUCCGCACCCACCAAAUGGAAAAUAUUAUCUUGUUGAUUCUGGAUAUCCUCAAAUGAAAGGUUAUCUUGGACCAUAUAGAGGUCAGCGAUAUCAUUUACCUGACUUUCGUAGAGGUAGACCGGUAUCUGGUAAAGAAGAGAUAUUCAAUCAUUCACAUUCAUCAUUACGUAGCGUGAUUGAACGAACUUUUAAUGUUUUGAAAAAAAAAUGGGCCAUUUUAAGGGAUAUGCCAAGUUAUAGUUUUGAGAAGCAAACGAUGAUCGUUGUUGCUACAAUGACGAUACACAAUUUUAUCCGAAAACAUGUCGGUAAAAAUGAUGCAGAUUUUAUGGAAUACGAAGAUAUUGAUUCAGAAAAUGCGCAUGGUCGAGAAAGUGAUGACGACGACGAUGAUGAUGGUGAUGAUGACGGUGAUGAUGACGCUGAAUCAAACAAUUCAAGUGGUUUUGAAAUGAAAUUAACAAGAGAUGCUAUAGCUUCUAGUUUAAUGAAUUCACUUUAAAUUGUAAUGAUAUUGUAAAAUUUUUAGUAUUUAUAUUUGAUAUAUAAAUAUUAUCCCUUUUUAAAACUUUUAUCCAAAUAUAUGUAAUAUUUUAA
Molecule: messenger RNA, 2238 nt
Organism: Gossypium raimondii (Peruvian cotton)
Lineage: Eukaryota; Viridiplantae; Streptophyta; Magnoliopsida; Malvales; Malvaceae
Product: L10-interacting MYB domain-containing protein-like
Exons: 6
Coding region: 884-2143 (419 amino acids)
Source: RefSeq, a predicted model, not a curated record